Molecule: messenger RNA, 420 nt
Organism: Babesia sp. Xinjiang
Lineage: Eukaryota; Apicomplexa; Aconoidasida; Piroplasmida; Babesiidae
Exons: 3
Coding region: 1-420 (139 amino acids)
Source: RefSeq, a predicted model, not a curated record
AUGAAUAUGGCACAUCAGAAUAACUGGUUGAAUGUACACAAACCAUCGAAUGGUCAACACUCCUUUGUUUUUUGUCCCCCGGGUAACCUGAAAGAAUGUAUUGAUUGGUUGUUGAGGUUCACUAACAAAGAUGCUCAAGGUGGUGGUGAUAAAUCAGAUGCUGUGAAAACGGUAGCCAGAGAAUUGUUGAAGUUGUUUAAGGACGCUAAAAGGCGGAUAUUUUACGGCGAAUACAGAAAUGUAUUAGUUACAGUGGUAAAAGAGGUGGAAGACAGGGACAGUAAAUAUGGCGAUAGCGGCUCAAACCUUGGUGUAAGAAGCCCACUUAGCACGAAUUUGGCCACUUACAUUGGAUACAAAUAUGGCAGCGGCGGUCGUGCUGGGAGUUCUAUCACUUGGACGGCGGAUGACGUACGUUAG